UUCCCGAAAAGCUCAGAUGGCUGUCACCCUGAGUUCCCGUAGCCUUCUGGGAAUUCGAGUCUGACGUCACCAGUCUACGGGUACAGAAAGUAGAACUGACCGCAGUAACGUCACUUCUGUUGGAUGGGGCAGGAGACUUCGUUAUUUGGGGAACCCCCGACUAGAAACUACCCGUGCUAAUGCACACUGGCACCUGCUUUGCAACUUAUAGCUUAUAAAACUGUGAGUAGAGACUUAAAUCAGGUAGACCAGGGUCAUGACAGUCUGACCUGGGGUGGUGGCCAUGUGAGUAGGGGGCCAUGGACACAUAGAUGUUCUGAAGGCAGAAAUCACUGGAUCUAGUAUGGAUUGGAUAUAUGGCUGUAGCCAUGCCUGCCGCAGGCUCCAAGCUGCAGAGCCAGCUGGGCCCGGAGCGGAGAGCUGAGCCACAGGACGCUGCUGUAGCCGCCGCCGCCAGCUGGGGCUCCGACCCCAGCCCCAGCCCCAGCCCUCUGCCUGGACUGCAUGGGGAGAAGCAGUAUCUGGAGCAGAUCGAGCACAUCCUGCAGCAUGGCUGCAAGAAGGAGGACCGCACGGGCACCGGCACCGUGUCUGUGUUUGGCUUGCAAGCCCGCUACAACCUCCGAGAUGAGUUUCCUUUGCUGACAACCAAGCGUGUGUUCUGGAAGGGUGUGCUGGAGGAGCUGCUGUGGUUUAUUAAGGGUUCCACAAAUGCUAAGGAGCUCUCUGCCAAAGGAGUAAAAAUCUGGGACGCCAAUGGAUCUCGAGACUUUUUGGACAAGCAGGGGUUCACUACCAGAGAGGAAGGAGAUUUGGGACCAGUGUAUGGCUUCCAGUGGAGACAUUUUGGGGCAGAAUACAAAGAGAUGAAUACAGAUUAUUCUGGACAAGGAGUGGAUCAACUACAAAAAGUCAUUGACACAAUCAAAACCAAUCCUCAUGACAGAAGGAUCAUUAUGUGUGCUUGGAAUCCUAAAGAUCUUCCUCUGAUGGCAUUACCUCCAUGCCACGCUCUCUGUCAGUUCUAUGUAUUGAAUGGUGAGCUUUCUUGUCAGCUAUACCAGCGAUCUGGAGAUAUGGGCCUUGGGGUGCCGUUCAACAUUGCCAGUUACUCCCUGCUAACCUACAUGAUUGCUCAUGUCACAGGCCUGAAGCCAGGUGAUUUUGUACACACUCUGGGAGAUGCUCAUAUAUACUUGAAUCAUAUUGGGCCACUGAAAAUUCAGCUUCAGCGAGAACCAAGACCUUUCCCUAAGCUCAGAAUUCUUCGAGAAGUCAAAGCCAUUGAUGAUUUCAAGGCUGAGGACUUCCUGAUUGAAGACUAUAACCCUCACCCAGCUAUUAAAAUGGAGAUGGCCAUCUAAAGCAGCCUGAAGCCUGGCUGAAAACAAGUUCCAUCUUUUCCAGGAUAAGAAGACAUGGAAAAGGGUUAGGAGUGGAGAAAAUCUAAUUCACCCUGUGACAUAAACACAGGUCUUAACAGAUCAGAUUAUUAUCUUACAUACAUACACACACACACACACACACACAACUUUAACAGAAGUGAAUGCCACUAUAAACAAAGUAUUUGUCUUAUAUAAUUAUUAAAAUAAAGCAGUUCUUACAUUACAAAAAAAUUUAGUAUUUUAUCUUUCCCCAGUUACAUGU
Messenger RNA from Phascolarctos cinereus (koala), 1647 nucleotides. RefSeq names its product thymidylate synthase-like. NCBI's taxonomy places the organism in Eukaryota, Metazoa, Chordata, Mammalia, Diprotodontia, Phascolarctidae. Gene Ontology annotation, cellular component: cytosol; mitochondrion. Gene Ontology annotation, molecular function: thymidylate synthase activity. Gene Ontology annotation, biological process: dTMP biosynthetic process. The record is from RefSeq and is a predicted model, not a curated record.